Molecule: messenger RNA, 1098 nt
Organism: Mesoplodon densirostris (Blainville's beaked whale)
Lineage: Eukaryota; Metazoa; Chordata; Mammalia; Artiodactyla; Ziphiidae
Product: protein FAM187B-like
Exons: 2
Source: RefSeq, a predicted model, not a curated record
AUGCUGACCACCCUGUGGCUGCUGCUCAGCUUUGCUGUCCCGGUGCUGAGGUCACACUUUUCCAUCAGCUGUCCUAAUCGGCAUUGCCAACUGGCCCUACUCUCAAACAAUGAUAUCUUCCUGCACUGCAAUGCCUCUAGGGCACAGUGGCAGUUCUUCUUCCUACCAGUCAAGACCACCUGAACCAACAACCCCUUCACUAACUCCAACAUGGAAACAAUGCCCGAUGGCAGCCUUCUCAUUAGAAAUCCAUUGCCCUUGCAGACAGGCUUCUACAACUGCCAGGACAAGGAUGGCAAGAAAGUGGUAUAGUACAAAAUUGACUUCCAGGAUAUUGAAACCAUACAUAUCACACACAAAGACCUGGGCCAAGAGCUCCUGCAGAAUGAGACCCUGAUUCUGGGUGGCAAGGAGCUCAUCUUCACCCACUGGGAGCCCUGGCAGGACUGUAACCGCUGUGGGGAGCCAGGUGAGCGCAAACGCCUGGGGUACUGCUACAUCGAGGAGCCCCUGAAAACGCCUAUGCCCUGCUGGCUCUAUCUGGGAGAUGUGAAUCUGUGGUCCAGGCGCAUGCGGCCUGAAAUGCAGGUGGAAGCCUGCCACGUCCAGUGCACGUCAUCAAAUGUGGAAUACGUCACUUUUGACAACUUCAAGCUCAGUGAGAAAUUGGGAUCUGCAUGGCUCACCUGCCCCUUAGGAUCCAUCUACAGGCCCAUCAUCUGGGAAGCCGACAACAACCCCCUGACCUGGAAGGACCAGCUCUCGGGCCAGGCUGUCAGCACCGUCCUGGACACGUCCAACGGCAGCAAUCGGCUGCAGAUCUUCCAGCCAGCCACGUAUAAGUGCUUCGUGCAGCAUGUGCUCUCGGCUCAAUUCAACCCCAAGUCCGAUCUGGAUAUACUGGCGUCUCUGAGCACAGAAGACUUUGAACAACAGCCGGAGGUAGAGGAGGCCCAGAAAGGAAAGGCUGACUCCGUACUCAAGGGGCUGAGGCUGAUGCUGCUAGCGGGCACAGUCCUGGGCCUGCUUGGGGCGCUGCUCAAACUCUUCCACCCUUCCCGGGGCAGGAAGAGAAACCAGGUGUUGCUGGUGAAAUAA